AUGACCACCGAAAUCACCCCAUCCAAGAUACCAGUACCCAUCAACAAGCGAUCUUCCAUCUCACUCCCAUCAACGAAUCAGGUCCAACAGUCCCUGUCCAAUAACUCGGUAUCUUCUCAAGCGACACAGCAGUCGAGAAGUCAAUCUCCUCUGAAUGUCAACGGGUCAAACGCCAAGACGGGUAGAUCAAGUCCAGCACUCACAAAUCAACAGAGACGAUGGAGUCUGCUGAGCGGUGGUCAAGGUCCAAGCAGGAAGACGAGCUUCAGUGAGACCACAGGUAUGAAUACGAAUUUAUCGAGUAGUACAAGCUAUGACUCCAAUGAUCCAGUCCAAAUCAAAGCUCAAAUUGCCAUCCUACAAUCAUCCCUUCUAAAUGCCCAACAACGCUUGGUAGACGUACAAAAUGGAAAUACAUCUUCGUUACCCUUGACACCCAUUGAUGGACUAUCGAACUUACCUGAAGUCGAAGUUGAGGUUGAUCCGGAUGAAUUGAGAGAUAGAUUGUUGGAUGAGAAUGAUGAGGGUGGUAGAGACUCACCGCUUGAUCCUGAACCGCCAACAGGUAUCAAUACGAUCAAUGGUAAACCGCGAUUAAACGGUUUACCUCAUUCGAAUCCAUCUUUCGAUCUUAGAAGUAGAGCUGUCACUCCUGCUAGGCCGACCGGCACUAAAUUACCUGAUGGAAGAAGUCGAAUCCCGCAAGCAGUCGUAGCCGGUUCAGCGGCUCUUCAUCCCACUCCUCCGCCCGCUUCACCCGCUCGACCACAUACCUCUCCUCCAUCACCCAUCAACCUGCCUGAUAGGGAAAAGAACCUAAGAUCGCCAUUCUUAGCUCCAGAAUCGCCUCAGCCGCCGUCACCAUACGGCAGCGGUCGUCCUCCCUCGUCACUUGGCGUAGGAGGCGAAAGCAGACUCAGUCCCAGUCCAGCUGGUUCCAGGCGGGCUUCAGGUGGACCUAACGACAAGUCCUCUGCGAGUACACGGGUGAUAGAUGGAUUGCAGACUGAAUUGAUCAAUACGAGAGGGCAUUUGGAGAGGGUCAAGCAGGAGGUCAGGAGCGCUCAAAGAGUUAUAGGAUCGUUGACAAGACAAACUGAGGAUCUGAAAGAGACAAGGGAAAGGAUGCGAGUGGAAUGUGAAGGUCUAAAUAACGUUAUAGCAAGGAAAGAACGCUUAUUACAAGAGGUAUUGGAAAGAGCUCGAACAGCCGAAUCAUCAUUAUCGCAACAUCAGUCUACGCGUAAAGCCUUGGAGCAAAGUACCAAAAAAUCAUUAUCGCACAUGACCUCCCAAUUGACCGAAGCUCAAGCGGGACAAGCUAAAGCUGAAAGAGAGUGCGUGGCGCUGAGGGAAAGCGUGAAGAGUUUGAGGGAUGUAUGGGCAAGGGAAGUUAAGAGUGUGAGGGAUGAGUGGAAGAAAGGUGAAGAGAAAGGCAAAAAGGAGAGGGAAGAGGCUAGACAGAAACAUCUCGCGCUAGUCAAAUUAGUUCAAUCACAAUCAGCCGAUAGAGCAGCCAUACAGAACCUCGCUGAAAAAGCUACCAAGGAAUCCGCACUGGCUACAGAAGCGUUUGAAGCUCAGAUUGCUCGGUUGAGACUGGAGAUUGAUCAGAGUAGUGAAGAAAGUAGAAGCGCUAAAUCCCAAGCUGAAGAAUUGGCCAUCGAACUGGUCAGACUGAGACGUUUGAUGAGAGAACCCAGACGAGGUAGUCUCGAGGAUGCCGCUGUAAUAUCUAGUAACGAUAUUGCCGGACUAGUGAACGACGAUAAGUGA
Messenger RNA from Kwoniella botswanensis, 1776 nucleotides. RefSeq lists its product as uncharacterized. The transcript has 9 exons. Bases 1 to 1776 code for a protein of 591 amino acids. Lineage: Eukaryota; Fungi; Basidiomycota; Tremellomycetes; Tremellales; Cryptococcaceae. The record is from RefSeq and is a predicted model, not a curated record.